AUGUGCAGGCUCUGCUUGUUCGCUCUCGUGCUCCUGGUGUUUCUAUGCCAUGCACCAAGUCCGUCCAAUGGCAUCAUGAUAGAGCCAGAGCAACUAGUCCUGCGAAGCUCUCAGCGAAGGGCAGCUCCUUGUCUUCGUCUUCGAGGAGGCGGGAGAAUCCUCAAUGGCCUCAAGUAUCUGUUCGUACAGUCCACCUCUCCUCUCCCCCGCGAGAUCGUGCGGUACUUGUAUGCUCAGAGAAUAUCAGAGAAAGAGAUUCCCCACGACAUCUUUCAAGCGCUCUGCGAUGGCAGAGCAACGCUCAACGAGCUGCGAGCAUGGGUGAAGAUCAAGAGAGAAGGAGGAAUAGCAAGAUGGGUAAGCGAUCUCAGCCCGCUGCUGCGAGAUCGAGUGGUUCUCAACGCCAAGUUUGUCUUCAUCCUCCUUUGCGAGAUCGUCAUCGGCUGCACGAGCAAGCUCUCAGCGCAAGUGAUGAUGUUGGGCAGCGGCGUCUGGAGGAGAGCAGACUUAGUUCUGCUCAGUCUGCUACUGGAGAUCGUCGGAGACUUUCUCGUCGUGUGCAUCUUCUACCCAGCAGCAAGAAUGCAUGAUCGAGCUCCUGAGUGGCAGACACGACUGAACCCCUUGAUGUGGGCGAUCAAGGAUGUUCCUGCUUCCGCCUUCCUGCCUGGAUCAUACAGCUGGGAACAGAGGGCCAAGAGUGUCAUACUUCGAGGAGCUCAGCUCUUCGUUCUGUCCUUCACCAUCAGCAUGGUUGGAGAGCUCGUCAGCUACUUGCUCAUCGCGGUCAGAAAAUCGAUUCGGACGAGGAAACCCAAGGAGGAGGAAUUCGAUGAGGGAGAAUACUGGGAGGAUCAUGCAGUUGAAGAGCGACAGAUGGAGCGAUGGGAUAGCGCUGCGAUGGCACGGCGAGCUGCUUCUUUUGCCAGCUUCAUGGGAGUCUCGUGCAACCUGAGACAGCAUGCUCUCAUUGCCAUGGAGAAUCUCUCUUUCUCCCUCCUGCCUUCCGGCCUGCAUUACGAGGCCCUCGUCCUCCUCCGCUUCAUCAACUGCUGGUUGGGCGGAAUCUUAUGGCUGACUCAACAGCGGCUACUUGAGCAGCGAAUGCUCCAGAAACAGUCGGAACACUCGGACGAUGAGAUAGCAGAGGAAGGCGAGGAUGAGGUACGGAGGGAGGAGGAGGAAGAGCAGGAGGAGGAGGAGUCAUAUCGCUAG
Guillardia theta CCMP2712 is the source of this 1215-nucleotide messenger RNA. RefSeq lists its product as hypothetical. Lineage: Eukaryota; Cryptophyceae; Pyrenomonadales; Geminigeraceae. The coding region runs from base 1 to 1215 and encodes 404 amino acids. The transcript has 2 exons. The record is from RefSeq and is a predicted model, not a curated record.